CCUAACGUUCUAUUUAUUAUUGUUUCGUAUCCAAUAAUUGGUGUAAAUUACACAAAUAAUUAGAUCGAUGUAAACAAGACAAGUUCCUACGUUACAAUAGAACUUCCAUUGACAGUGUAGGAUAGUCAAAUAUUAGUUUAAUUCGUUCAAAAUCGUGAUGUUUUUAGAUUUAUAACAACAAAAACAUUUGAAAUGCUCCCCAUAGUGAUGUACAACAUGGAAGGGAGUUCGAAUAGUGUUCCAAAUUCGAAUUUUAGUUUGUAUGACGAGAACGUUAUACUUAAUUGCGUACGUAAUCGGAAAAAAGUGUCGGAACUACCGAACUGCCCGGUAUGUAGCUGUACUGUAAGGCAGGGAGAGUUGGAGAGUCAUUUGUCGUUAGAAGUUGAACGAUUAAACAAACUUUCUACCGGUGGUUCCAAAAGAAAGCUCAGUGUUAAUAGCCCAGGCAGCUCGAACCCAGUACCGGGUUCGUCUAGUUCUAGUGUCGAAAUACAAGAAGACGUGGAUGUCACAGGCUGUUUGGGAAGCGAUGUUUACCAGAGGGUACACACAAAUCGUAUGAAACGUCUCCGUGCUCGCCGCAGGAGCUCCCCUCCUCCACAAGCACAGCAGGGAGAGUGUCCAGUCUGUAAUGCCUCACUGCCUGUGUCAAGGUUACAGAGACAUGCGCUACGCUGUUUGAAGAGAACGGGCGCAGAGAUGGAUGAAGAUGUACCUGACACCAGCUCCGAAGAAGGCAGCAUAGAUGUUGAGAACGACGAGCCGCGCGGCUUCGGCGCCGAGUACCAGUGGUGCGGGCAAUGGCGCGUACGGGCCACGGCUUUGCAAGACGGGGAGUCAAGGCCAGGCACGUGUGUCAGACGCGCCUCUACCGAUCACGCACUCGUGGUUGAUGGUGACGAGGACACGGAACUGUACGGACCAGCUCAGUACUCCCCAUCUAGGAUAGCACACGAUGCAGAAAUACCAGUAGAUAUACAAAACGACGAGACUGAGAGGAGAGGUGACACUGACAACGAGGUGCACCACUGUGACGUCAAACCAAACGGAUUGGUGGAAGCCAGUGCGGAGACAAGAAUACAAGCGCUGAAGUCGAAGAUUAAGGAUUUGGAAAGGAAGCAGAAUUCAUCGUUAGAGGCCAAAUGUUUGAUAUGCCUCGGUCCGUACACCUCACCAGCUGUUUCCAUACAAUGUUGGCAUGUUUAUUGCGAGGUAUGCUGGCUCCAAUCGCUGCGUGCUAAGAAAAUCUGCCCGCAGUGCAAUGCUAUCACCACAGCCGAACACUUGCGUAGGAUAUAUAUGUGAACUAUUAAGUUGGUUAAAAUGUUGAGAAGAAAACAAGUUAGUUUGGUUUUUUUUUUGUCGGUGGGAGGUCCCCCCUUUGGGGGGUUUCUCAGACACGUAGGAAAUGUAGAGAUGAUAGGUGUAAUGCACUGCAAGCACCAUUCACUUGCUCAGGAUAAACAUGAAAAAUAUGGUUUAUUUUUGGGAACUGAAGAGCCUUACGGGGUUUCUCAGACACAAAAUAUACACAUUAUGUAAACAAAGUAGGUAACAAGAAAAAGUUAUAUUGAUUUAUCUUUGUUUUUGAGUCUUAAGAUAUAUAAAUGUAGAUUUGAUUGCUGUUAAUUAUAUGGGUAAUCUAAAAAAAAAAAAAUUUGGUUUACUUUGGGGAGGUCUGAAAGAACCACUGGGAGGUUUCUCUGAAACGGUAAAUGUAAAAUAAUAGGUGGAAUGUGCCUCUCCCGUUACACGCUUGCGCAGAAUAUCAAUUUAUUUUUGUCUAUUUUUGUAAAUGGGAGAUCCGAAAGACCCACUGGGAGGUAUAUAGACAUGAUAUAUAAUAUUAUGCGAUUGCAUAAUAUUACCACUUACUUGCGCAGAAUAUUGAUGUUAAUUAAAUUAAUGAUUUUGGUUUCUUUAUCUGAAAUCAGACUGACCUCCCGCUGGGUUUUUAGACACAUGGAAAUGUAGACAAUAAUGCACUGCCAUCGCUACUCAGUUGCCUUUAUUUUUUUUAAUAAUGGGAGGUGUGAAAGACGAUAUAGGGGGUUUCUGAGACACAUAGCAAAUUGCGGUGAGAUUAUUGUGAACUUAUAGGUAUAAGGGUUAUAUUAUAUAAGUUGGUUUUAUGUUUUCGGAGGUCGGAAGGACCGCCUAGGGCCUUUUCAGAAAUCUGAACAUGAUAGGGUUAAUAUUUAAUUUGGCACCAUUGCAACU
Messenger RNA from Pararge aegeria (speckled wood butterfly), 2223 nucleotides. RefSeq names its product E3 ubiquitin-protein ligase RNF220 (gene RNF220). Lineage: Eukaryota; Metazoa; Arthropoda; Insecta; Lepidoptera; Nymphalidae. Gene Ontology annotation, biological process: protein ubiquitination. The record is from RefSeq and is a predicted model, not a curated record. Gene Ontology annotation, molecular function: ubiquitin protein ligase activity. The transcript has 8 exons. The coding region runs from base 193 to 1308 and encodes 371 amino acids.